AUGAGUCCUACACAAUUCCAUGACCAUCACCAUCAAGCAAAGAGAGAAACCAAUGGCUUAUAUCCUCCUCCUUUGAAGAUCAACAAGGACUCCCAUUUCAUUAAGAAGUCGCCACCAUCCUCCUCCUCUUCUUCCUCAUCCUCGCUCGUCAGUGGCAUGGCAUCCAUCUCAGCCAGGCCUCCCCAGCGCCAGCCGGUUAUUAUUUACACUCAUUCCCCGAAGGUCAUCCAUACAAAUCCUCGUGAUUUUAUGCAAUUGGUGCAAAAGCUGACCGGACUCUCUCGGUCUGAUCAUGAUGAUACAGUUCAACCAAAGUUAGAGCCAGGCAAUGAUUCUUCGGAAGAAUAUCAUAAAAAUAUCAAAAAUGUCAUGAAUGAUGAUAAUGACUGUACUUCGGUUGUCACCGAUGAAAAUGGAAGCAGUGUAGGAGAUGUUCAUGUCAAUUCAUGUUUCAUUCCAUCUAUUUUCGAACCUCCAAACCCUUGUUUCAACAAUUUUCCCUUUUUUACACAAAAUCCAACCGAUUUCUCGUGUUCAACGAAACCAUUUUACAACUACACCGAUCCUUUGUUUUUGAUGCCUAAUAUGAGAAGCUCUAUCUCAUCAUCCACAUUGGAAAGCAUGAAAGAGUUCCCAGAAUAUUGA
Ilex paraguariensis (yerba mate) is the source of this 645-nucleotide messenger RNA. The record is from the annotation of a GenBank genome assembly. Lineage: Eukaryota; Viridiplantae; Streptophyta; Magnoliopsida; Aquifoliales; Aquifoliaceae.